CCUCCUCACAGCAGCAGCGGGGGCGUCUCCAUUGCUGCUGCUGCUGCCGCCGCCACCAGUUCCCACCUGCCUCGCCCUUCGUCGGCGGGUGCGGCUGAGCUGAAGGUGCCCGGAGGCCGAGGCUUAAAGGAGACCACCGCCCGCGACCCGAGAAGAUAUUGUGAGAUGUUGAUAUGAGGAACUAAUCCUUUCAAGUUGAUAUGACGAACAACCUUUUCCAGCAUGAAUAAAGUAAAAAUGGCAUCAGAAAAAAGCUUCGUCAAAGACAUUUGUAAAUGAACAAAUGUGGACAUGAGGCGUAGUCAUCGAGUCCAUGUAGCAGUUAGGAUGUUUAGGCCACUUUCGAAGUGGGUGGCUCUUGAGAACUCCACUCACCAUUGGCAAGUAGGAAGCAUUCCCCGUGUAACUAACAAUUCUCGGAUUGUGAGCUUGUUGGCGCAGCUGGAGAAGAUCAAUGCAGAUUGUUUGGUAGAUGCAGAUAAUGCCAGAUAUGUUACAUCAAAGAUUCUACAUUUAGCUCAAAGUCAAGAAAAAAUCAAGAAAGAUAUGAUGGCCAAGGGUUCAACUGGAAUAGAAGUUAUCCUCUCAACAUUAGAGAAUACCAGAGAUCUUCAGACUACAAUAAAUAUCUUAAACAUCUUACUGGAAUUGGUGGCUGUAGGAGGUAACCGUAGAACAAGUGUUCUGGUUUCUAGAGGAGGGACGCAGAUUUUAUUGCAAUUGCUUGUGAAUGCCAGCAAAGAAUCCCCACCAAAUGAAGAAUUAAUGGUGCUACUUCAUUCUCUUCUUGCAAAAGUUGGUCCAAAGGAUAGAAAAUUUGGAGUAAAAGCCAGAAUUAAUGGUGCUUUGAAUAUAACUUUAAACAUUGUGAAACAGAACUUGCAAAAUCAAAAGCUAAUACUGCCUUGUCUCCAACUGGUACGUGUGUACUCAACUAAUUCUGUAAAUGCUGUGUCCUUGGGUAAGAAUGGAGUUGUAGAAUUGAUAUUUAAGAUAAUUGGUCCCUUUAGCAAGAAGAAUACUGGCCUUAUGAAGGUUGCUUUAGACACCCUUGCAGCACUGUUAAAAUCAAGAACAAACGCAAGGCGAGCUGUUGACAGGGGCUAUGUCCAAAUGCUUCUAACAAUUUAUGUAGAUUGGCACCGUCAUGAUAGCCGACACAGGCACAUGUUGAUCCGAAAGGGAAUCUUGCAGGCUAUUAAAAGUGUUACAAACAUCAAACUGGGAAGAAAAGCAUUCCUUGAUGUCAAUGGGAUGAAAAUUCUGUACAACACUUCACAAGAAUGCCUGGCAGUAAGAACUCUUGAUCCAUUAGUCAACACUUCCAGUCUCAUAAUGAGAAAGUGCUAUCCUAAAAAUCGUCUUCCACUACCAACAAUUAAAAGCGCUUUCCAUUUCCAACUGCCUAUCAUACCUGUUAAUGGUCCAGUGUAUCAACUGUACAGUUUGCCUCCUGAAGUGGAUGACGUAGUAGAUGAAAGUGAUGACAACGAUGACACCGAAACUGAAUCUGAGAUUGAAAACGAUAAUGAAGAAGACUUCGACCAAAAUUUUAAGAAUGAUGACAUAGAGACAGAUAUCAACAAAUUGAAACCAAAGCAUGAAUUGGAACGACCUUUUGAAGAUCUAAAGAUGUAUGAACAGUUUUUCCCAGAAUUUACAGAAGAAUUUCAGGAAUGUGACCUGGUUUCCAAAGAACCAAAGCCUCUUUCAACUAAUAUAACACAAGGAGGACCUAUUGUUGUUCCUACUGCUGGAGUAGAGCAGUCCCCAGUAAAUCAUGCAAUAGAAAUUCCUAUGAAGGAAACUCAUCAGACAGAGGACUGCAAUAAAAGACCAAUCUUUUUGGGUCUGGUAAAGAAUGAUAAUAGCACGGACAAUAUUCCGCAGCAACAAGGUGAUCAAAUGAAUUUACUUCCAUCAUGCCAGUGCCUAAACCAUGAAAUAAUUAAAGACUUCGACAAAAUUUCUUUGCAAAAUACUUCCAAAAAUGAACAGUCUUAUACUUCAAAGGUCACGACCAAAAAAGAAUGUAAAAGUAGCCAUAGUGAAAUUACCUGUAAUAAAUCUUUUCAGCAUGUUUCAUCUUGUGGAGGUGUUUUGUUUGAGGGAAGAUCUGUCCAGCUAGGAAAGCUAUGUUGUUCUGGACCUGAUCCGGAAGAGGAGGAUGUUUCCUGCUCAGUUUCUGUGGAAGAGCAAGUGAUGCCUGAGGUGCCUGAUGCAUUGCAACUUCAUGACCCUGAACUUUAUAUUGAGAUAGUGAAAAAUACAAAGUCUGUUCCUGAAUAUUCAGAAGUGGCCUACCCUGAUUAUUUUGGACACAUUCCACCUCCAUUUAAAGAACCUAUCCUUGAAAGACCUUAUGGAGUGCAGAGGAAGAAGAGAAUGGCUGGCAGUCACAUGCGAACUCUGAUGACUAAAAUUAACCAAGACAUUGAAAGGCUGAUCCACCCUAACGAUAUUAUAGACAGAGUGAUUUAUGAUCUUGAUAAUGUCAGUUAUCCAAUACCAGAUGAAGGAGAUGUCUUGAAGUUCAACUCCAAAUUUGAAUCAGGAAAUUUACGGAAAGUUAUUCAGAUCAGAAAAAAUGAAUAUGAUCUUAUUCUGAACUCUGAUAUAAACAGCAAUCAUUAUCAUCAGUGGUUUUAUUUUGAAGUCAGUGGAAUGCGGACAGGCAUUGCUUACCGAUUUAAUAUAAUCAACUGUGAAAAGACAAACAGUCAGUUUAAUUAUGGUAUGCAGCCCCUCAUGUACUCUGUUCAAGAGGCUCUAAGUGGACGACCUUGGUGGAUUCGUGUGGGAACAGACAUUUGUUACUACAAGAAUCACUUUUCAAGAAGUUCAAUUGCAGCAGGAGGCCAGAAAGGAAAAUCCUACUAUACAAUUACCUUCACAAUCAACUUUCAACAUAAGGAUGAUGUUUGUUACUUUGCAUAUCAUUAUCCAUAUACUUACUCUGCUUUAAUGAUGCAUCUCCAAAAAUUGGAAUCGACACACAAUCCUCAGCAGAUUUAUUUUCGACAAGACACCUUGUGUGAGACCCUCUCAGGAAACAGCUGUCCUAUAGUAACUAUAACCGCCAUGCCAGAAUCAAAUUACUAUGAACAUAUUUGUCAGUUCAGAAACCGCCCUUAUAUUUUCUUAUCUGCUCGUGUACAUCCUGGAGAGACUAAUUCAAGCUGGGUUAUGAAGGGAACAUUGGAAUAUCUCAUGAGUAAUACUCCUGCUGCCCAGAAUUUACGAGAAUCCUAUAUUUUUAAAAUUGUACCCAUGCUUAAUCCUGAUGGGGUCAUCAAUGGAAACCAUCGUUGUUCUUUAAGUGGGGAAGACUUGAAUAGGCAGUGGCAAAACCCAAACCUAGAUCUGCAUCCUACAAUUUAUCAUGCCAAAGGCCUGCUCCAGUAUUUGGCCGCUAUUAAACGUUUGCCACUGGUUUUUUGUGAUUAUCAUGGUCAUUCUCGUAAGAAAAAUGUAUUCAUGUAUGGCUGCAGCAUCAAGGAAACAAUGUGGCAUACUAGUGCUGCCUCUUGUGAACUGGUUGAAGACCUUGGCUAUCGGACUCUUCCUAAGAUUCUGAGUCAGACAGCCCCAGCAUUCUGCAUGAGCAGCUGCAGUUUUGUUGUGGAAAAGUCUAAGGAGUCCACAGCACGUGUAGUUGUUUGGAGAGAGAUAGGCGUUCAAAGGAGUUACACCAUGGAAAGUACAUUAUGUGGAUGUGAUCAGGGGAAGUACAAGGGGUUACAGAUUGGGACACACGAACUAGAAGAAAUGGGAGCUAAGUUCUGUUCUGGCUUAUUGCGUUUGAAAAGAUUAACAUCGCCACUGGAGUACAACCUGCCAUCUACUCUCUUUGACAUUGAAAAUGAACUGAUUGAAUCCAGUUGUAAAGUAACAAGCCCUACUACAUAUGUUUUGGACGAAGAUGAACCUCGCUUCCUUGAAGAAGUGGAUUAUAGUGCAGAGAGCAAUGAUGAACCAGAUGUUGAUUUGGCAAAUAACGCUGCUGAUUAUGAGCCCUCUCUUCAAGAAGAUGGACUUUCUGACUCUGAAAUUACAAGGACGCAUUUGCCUUGAAACAUCUUUGGAAUAUGAAGAAAUUCAGUACUGUGGCUUAUUUAAGAUGGACAUGGUGGGUUAUUUAAUUUUGGAGUUUUGCUCAAGCAAAUUAAUUACAGUCAGUCCAGUUCAAAAACAAUAAAUGUUUCUGGCCUUUAAAUAAAUUGGCACUUGUUUUAUUUAAAUAUUUUAGUUCUUCUCCUUAGUACUGAAUUGUUUUAUUGUAUCAUUUCCUGAAAAAUAGUUCUGCAUGGAUUUUUGUAUUCAUCCUUAUAAUCACAACAACAACAAGAAAGAAAUCGUUGGUGUAUCAGAGGCCAGAAUCUAAAUCUUAUUCCUUGUGACACUGGCUCCCAAGCCAAUCACUGACACUUAUGUAUAGGCAGAUUUAUUGAAAUGACUGUAUCUGUGUGCACUGACACUUCCCCACUUCAAAUUCUGAUGUUAGUGUUUUAUGUAAUGCAGGACUAGUUUAAUUUGCAUUGCAUCUGAACUACUUUAAUUUGUAUUUAGCCAAUUUAAAGGAAAAUGGAUAUACUGAUGCCAUAUAUUUUGAUACUUAGAUGAAACACACUUAGACCAUUUUGUUACAAUCUUAUUUUAAAAUAGGCAAUGACAUUUGAAUAUCCAGUUCAAAAUUUAUUUUAUUUUCCUAUCAGGUAAAGAUUUUGAUGUUCAUGCAAAUAAGUAAACUGGUGCCUAGACACUGCUUCUUAAUCCUACAGCUGGGAUUCACAUGUUGGACUGCGUCUCCUUAUUAACAUACCAUAUUUCAUCGCAUAAUAGUCACCUCCCCCCCACUCUUACAUGGUGAAAAAAGUGCAGGUGCACGAGCAAAAGAGGCUUUACUCACCUGCACCACUUGCAGCUAUGGGGGUUUCUUCAGCUCGUAGCUGAAGGAACCCCAUAGCUCCAAGGGGCAAGGUGUGACUAUUAUGCGAGUACCAAAAGUACCAAAUUGGUACCAAAAGUACCAAUUUUGCCACCCAAAAAAUGGGGGUGCACCUUCUAUGCAGUCACUACUAUUAUGUGAUAAAAUAUGUCAGUUACUACAUGCAGAAAAUGGGCAUGUCAGGAAAAGGACCAGUCAGGGAUUUUUUUUCCUUUCCAGGAUUUUGUUUGAAGGUAUAGAUCAUUCACAUGAUUGAAUACUCCUCCAUGCAAAAAAAGGUGAUAUCAUCCAGAUACAGGUUUACCAUCUCAUCUGUUUUUGAGAAGUAGACCUUAUGUGCCUAUAUCUAGCAUGAAUUAAACAUUUAUCCUCAUGUCUAACUUUCUUCUGAAGUUAGCAAUUAAUAUGAGACUUUGAGCAAGUAUGUUCUUUGUAAGCAUAAGCACUUAUUUGUAUAUAUAUGUAGUGAUUGAAUUGCUCAUUUCUUUAUUUAAUAUGCACAUAUUUGUUGUGCUUUGAAUACAGUGUUUGUAUUUUUCAGUUAAAAUAUAGUUUUCAGAGUUAUAAUAGUGUCUAAGUGGGUUUCUUUAUACAUAUCUCUAAAAUUUAUUUUCAGUGUGAAUUAGAAAAAAAUGAAUGCUUUACACAGUUUACUUGUUCAAAAGAUAAAGGCCCUGCACACAUAAAAUUUCAGUUGGUAUUUUGUGUAGCUAACUUUUAUCAUGAGUCUGUUACACCUCCCAUUGUUUUCCUGAGAUAUUAUGGGUCAAAAGCAGUACAAAAUUAGUACUAAUUGGUACAUGUGGUUUGGCUUUGUGGGAAAAGUUCCACUACCUUGUUUGGUGAUAGUAGGAAUUGGGUCAGCUUUGGUUAUAUAUUUUUUUGCAUUAAUAAAAAUAUUAUACUAUUUAACAUUAGGAGAGAUUAUUUGAUUUGAUGUUUUUUAUGUUUGUCCAUCCUCUCUGCCCUCCUCUUGCUAAAUCACCAGGCAUAUUAAUAAAUAUACAAAACAGAAAUAUGAGAAUGAUUAAUAAAUUAAUUUGAUUAUGACAAAUAUGUUAACAGCCAAUCCACAUGUACAUGUACAUGUUGUUGAUCUGCAUUUGUCCUCAGCACAAUCAGUGAUAAGUGAGCAACUACAACGACAUAGGGCAAGUUUGGACAUCAUAGGGCAUCAGAAUCUCAUGGGAAAGCUGGCUUAUCAAUUUUGAGUAGUGUGCCGGCUCCUAGUGCUACCUCUUCUAGUAACAGCAACUAAACUACUGACUUCUGGUUGAACAUGAUGCCUGAACCAAUAGGUGCCAGCAUUCUUAUUGGCUUUCUUCCAAUAAGUCAGAGGAAUAGCCUUUGGCAUUUUGAACAGUUAUUUACCUGGUUUGUUGGGGGAAGAACAAACCAAAUAAAUGGUUCCUGCCAAGUUCAAAUAUCAUGCUAAAAAAACCUCAUGGAUGUAAUGGCUGUACAAGUAGGAAUAUUCAGGCAGCAAGCAAGCUGGAUCAAGCAACGGAGGCCAGGAGACCUGCUCAUCCCCAAUAAACUUUAGUUAAUUGGAAUAAGCUUCUUGUGACUUGCAAGCCUCAACAUGUUUUCUUAAGUGAGGACAUAUAGAUGUUAUAGUUCUCAUCUUGACAAGAAGGGUUGAAGCAGUUCCUCCUGGCUGUAGUAUCUUACCCAAAACCAAUAUGGCCACAGAGUUAGCAUUUUCCCAGAUGUAAAGAGGUAUUUCAGUAGUGUAAAUGAAACACUGAGCAGUGUUAUGCAGUGCAGCACAAACUGUGGAUCACACCCCAAACAGAUUCUUUUUACUAAAUGUAAAUGGAGAAUACAGCAUUUUGCCACUAAUACAUAUGAGAAUUGACCCUAUGUCUGCCUGCAUUGUUUUAAAAAACUACUGUGGCUGAUGGAGAUUUAUACCAUGAAAUUGGCAUUAAAAGCUGACUUCUGUUUCCCAUGUUUUCAAUUUAAGAGAACUUGUCAGAGUUAAUAACUUGAUAAGUUAAUAACUUGAACUUUAUAUAAUGCUUUCCCAUUUUGAAAAGUCUUUGUCUAAACAUGACAUAUCCUGCAACAAUUUAGAUUGGGUGUUCUUUUUCCAUUUCUGACUACUUUCUUAGAGUGAUAAAAUGUCAUAUUUAAUAUAUUAUUUCUAUCCAGUGAUAUAUUGUAAUAAAUACUGGAGUCUUCCUGGAAAUCAGACAAAGAUUGCCAUUUGUGCCAAUUUUCAGAUGUUAGUUUAAUGUGGUAUAUUACACUUUUUGUAGCUGAAGAAAGACAGCAAAUACUCAGUUUAAAUAAAACAAAUGAAACAAAUACUGUGUACAAAGCCAGGAAACCUAGGUUUAAAAAUCAUUAUUCAUUAUACUGCUGUAACGAUAACUGUGACAUUAUUGUGCAUGAUCUCCAAAUAUCAACUUUAUCACACAAAUGUGUAAUAAAAGAAUGAUUACCA
Molecule: messenger RNA, 7397 nt
Organism: Anolis sagrei ordinatus
Lineage: Eukaryota; Metazoa; Chordata; Lepidosauria; Squamata; Anolidae
Source: RefSeq, a predicted model, not a curated record